AUGGCCGCUAUUAUCAACACGGUCAAGAACACCAUCGCGGAGAAUUUUGGUGGAAGCCAUUCUCUUGCUUCAAAAGCAAAUCAAUUCUCUUUAGCUGCCGUCCCGGACCAGAGUCACAAAGUUGCGGUUAUCACUGGGGGUUCGAGGGGAAUUGGGUACGCGUGUGCACAUACGCUUUUGGAGAAGAACAUCGAGAAACUAUUCAUCAUAGGUAGUACGAAGGAAAGUCUCGAUGGUGCUUCAUCAGACAUAUCUUCCACCCUAGGGUCUUCCUACACCUCCAAAGUCAAAUUCCUUCAGGCCGACAUGGGCGACUGGAAAUCAAUUCCUGGCAUCGCAAAGCAAAUCACCGACUCCACCGACCGCCUCGACAUCCUGAUCAACUGUGCCGCUCGCGGUAUCAUGACUUACCAACUAACUCCUUACGGUGUUGACAGACACAUGGCUGUCAAUCAUAUGGGUCAUGUUAUUCUUACUUCGCAUCUCCUCCCAUUGAUCAAGUCUACCGCAAAGAAGAGUCCCGAGGACAAAGUUCGUUUGGUCAUGUUCGGCUCUAAUGCACACCAAGGCACACCUAGCGACUGUAAAUUCGCCAGCCUCGACGAACUGAACCAAGAUCUCGGGCCCAAUGGACAAUACGGCCGCUCGAAACUAGCACAGAUGCUAUACGCUAAAAACCUCAACAAGCACCUGAAAGAGAAGUAUCCAAACAUCAUUGCAAACAGCAUACAUCCUGGUUUCGUGGAUACGAAAAUGAGCACCGAGGAGAUCCAUGAGCCCUAUCCAGUCGCCGGAUAUGCGAUGAGCGUGGGAAUGAAGCCGUUCAAGAAGAGUCAGUGGGAAGGGGCUGUCAGUGCUAUGUUCUGUGCGACGGCAAGUGAGGAGGGUGGACUGUAUGUCUGUCCGCCUGCUGUUGUGGAGGAGGGCAGUAAGCUGUAUCAGGAUGAGGAUGUGGAGGAAAAUUUGAUGAAAUUAACACUGGAUGUCGUUAGAGAGAAGAUGGAUCCUUCGAAGGAAGGGUGCCCAAUGCAGUUGUACUAG
Messenger RNA from Cadophora gregata, 1041 nucleotides. RefSeq lists its product as uncharacterized. The record is from RefSeq and is a predicted model, not a curated record. Lineage: Eukaryota; Fungi; Ascomycota; Leotiomycetes; Helotiales; Ploettnerulaceae. The transcript is spliced from 3 exons. Bases 1 to 1041 code for a protein of 346 amino acids.